Molecule: messenger RNA, 3673 nt
Organism: Homarus americanus (American lobster)
Lineage: Eukaryota; Metazoa; Arthropoda; Malacostraca; Decapoda; Nephropidae
Product: SET and MYND domain-containing protein 4-like
Exons: 4
Coding region: 588-2660 (690 amino acids)
Molecular function (GO): protein binding
Source: RefSeq, a predicted model, not a curated record
CUUUAAUCAAAUUGUAUUUAUUGAUGUUGGUUGUGUGGUGAUGGGGCCCAACACACCAUCACGACCCCUCCACCUCCUCCACACCCACGGCAGGAGGAGUAGAGUGGAGUGGAGCAGUGAAGUGGAGUGGAGUAGAGUGAAGUGGAGUGAAGUGGAGAAGAGUGAAGUGAUGAUCUAACGUGUUGAAAAAUGCAAAAUAAGAACUGAUAAUGUUGAUAUUUACACAGGAACAUAAAACAGUUACAAAAAAUACACCUCCCACAUCACAUUCAUUAACAAAAGAACCACACACGAAUAAAUGAAAAAAAAAGAUAAUAAAAAUAACCUUAAGUGUAUGAAUAUUAAUGUUUAUCUUCCCUAGGUAAGGAGAUGAAGAGGAAACACGUAAAUCUUAGUCACUACUCAAACGUAAAAACACUUUCAAUAUUUACCACAAUCAAUCACGGACCUACAUAUUUCCUAAUCUAUUUAAUUAUACCGAAAAAAGUGUCUAUAAAUGAUAUAUAGGUGAGUAGUGUAAGACUCAGGCAGGGGCGAGCAACACCUCACAGAAACUAGCUGGAGUUGACGAUAACUAGUGUGGAGUGAUGGCGCCCUUCAGACAACUAUACUCCAAGUUCCGCGGGCUGCUGCAGGAGUCGUGGCAGACCAACGAGGUGACGGCACACUUUGGACCCACCGCCACGCUGGACAACAUGUUCCAGUACCUGUGGUGUCGGUCGGAGGCGCAGCAGGUGCUUGUGCCCUCCCCUGGCAACUCCCGCAUCAGCAGGAAGGGCGCCACCGAGUCCGAGAAGUUCCGCAACGAGGGUAAUCGUCUAUAUCGAGAGCGUAAGCUGGAGCAGGCGUUGCUGGCCUACAACUACAGCAUCCUGGCGGCCCCUCACCCACCUGUGGGAGAGUCCGUCCCGGAAGAGCCCGCCCCUGAACAGGAGAGCUUGGCGCUCGCUUAUGCCAACCGCUCGGCUGUCCUGUAUGAGAUGGGGCAGUUUGAGGCAGCCCUGGCCGACGCUCAGCGGGCCAUAGUGUUCGGCUACCCACCUGCUAGGAGACAUCGUCUACAGGAACGAAGAGCUAAGUGUCUCCAAAUGUUAGGCAGAUUACAGGAGGCCAAGGCGGUUUUGGAUGACACAAUUAAUAACCUCUCGUCGUUGUCUUUAAAUGAAAAAGAGGCGGCGACCGUGAAGACCUCUCUCACCAAGCUGCUGGCCAAGUGUGAGGGCAGCACCGCCCCUCCUCCAACCCCCCAGCACCAGUACGAGAGGGUCUUCUACACAGGUCCCUCCUCCCCGCCCCCUGUCUCCUGUCCCAGCUCUGACCUGCCCUGCCUCAGCGACGCCCUCAGGAUCCACUACACGCCCAUCCUCGGCAGACACCUGGUGGCGCAGAGAGAUAUUCAACCAGGAGAGGUGUUGGUGGUGGAGGAGGCGUUGGCAGCCGUGGUCAAACUGGACGGUACUCUCAGGACACACUGCUCCCACUGCCUGCGUCGGUGCCCCAUCCUGCUGCCUUGCCCUACGUGUUCUCUGGUGGUGUUCUGUAGUGAAGGUUGCCGGAGUGCUGGUGUGGGCGGGGGACACGGUGUUGAAUGUGAGUUGCUCUCAGCCCUGGUGUCCCUUCAGCUGGACCCUGCAGCAGCCCUCGCCUUCAGGGUUCUCACCUCCACCACCCUCACGGCCCUUCGAGCCACUGUGUCCACCCUCCAGCACGAGAGUGGGAGUGGUGGGGGCUCACGACCCAUGAUGCAAGUGGCUCACAACUACCGCACUCUGUACCACCUUGAGGGACACGCCACGGCUCGGUCAGAGAGUCAACUACAAGAAACAGCCGCCAUCGCUUGUGUUUUGACACGCAUCCUCAUAGAACAGUGUCCUAAGUUCUUGGAAGGUCAUGAUACUCAUCCUGUCGCGAUUACACUUGAAGAUGUUGUAUUAGUGGGGGGACAAUUAAUGCGGCUCAUCCUGGGUCUGGAGUGUAAUGUUCACGGUAGUAAAGAGGUCACAAUAGGGGAUGAGGCACAGGAAGGUGUCGGGAAGAACCGCGGACAGGAAGUUGGCUGGUCAGUAUACUCGGCUCUGAGCCUCGUGAACCACUCUUGCAUGCCCAACACCCUCACCACCUCCCUGGGCAGCACCAAGUUCUUGUAUAGCGUGAGUACCAUUCCACAAGGAGCGGAAAUCACAGACAGUUACGGUGAGAGAUACGUUAGUCACGGGCGCUCAGCACGACGUGCAGCACUUCAGCAGCAUUAUUUCUUCUGUUGUGGCUGUGUUGCCUGCCAGGCUGACUGGCCGCUAUAUCAUGAGCUACCGAUGAAACCAAGUUUGCGGUGCCCCUCCUGUUGCCAAGCACUGAGUGGGUUCACGUGUAAGCUGUGUGAACUAGUGUGCACGACCACAGCCAAGCUGAAAACAGGUGUCCAACUGUACGAUGCUCCGAGCACUCAAGUGCAGAUGAACAAAUAUUGGUCGGAAUAUGUUCAGGCUUCAGCCCAGAUCAACAGCGGUAAGGUGUCCCCCGACCUGAUGGCCACAGUAGUUAACUUGUUGAUGUUACUGGAUAAAUACACUGUUCACCCCAACCAGGCUUAUGUUAGUGCUCAGGAGACACUGAUGACCUGCUUUGACCUGAUGGGUUCUGUCCACUUGGUGACCAACUAACAGUAAGUGAAGCUUCUUAUGAUAUGAGGCAGCAUAGGCCUACUGUACCGGGUAUCUCUUACUGCGGUGAAUCUGUGAUUAAUUUACGAUUUAAUAAUAAUAAUAAUAAUAAUAAUAAUAAUAAUAACAAUAAUAAUAAUAAUAAUAAUGAUUUUCCUCUGAUACCAAUGUUGUGGAAGCUGCCAGUCAUUACCUAAUAGUUUCAGUAAUAAAUGCAAACUGCGUGUAUUGAAAAAGCCGCCAGUCUACCUAAUGCAAAACCCUUUCUUUGUAAAUUAAGAAGGAGUGUUGUUAAUACUUAAAGACUGAAUAAAGAAAAUACUUCCCUCUGAGAUCGCGUAAGUAAUGGACUUUCUUGGGUACACGGAUGACGUUGCCAAUACUUGUCGCUGAGGUCGUGUGGCUGUGACCGUAACCUUCUCAUGUGAAGGUUAAUUUAGAUUCCCAAGCAGUGGUAACUCUAGUCACAAUGUUUUUUUAUUGUCGUAGUUCUAGUCACAGUUUCAUAUUUUCCUGAAAAAAAAACCCUGAGAAGUAAACCACGUGAUGACCUAUAGAGAGACUAAUGGACGCUGGACAAUUGGUUUAUUGAUCGUCACCUUUCAUCUUUUGAUUUUAUUGGUUGGGACUUUUUCUCUUACGAACAGUUUUGCUUCAGGUACAGUGCCUCCAGCGACCAUCUAUUGUUGUCAGGAGCUGGAGAAGGUGAAAUAGAUCAUCAAAUGAGUAUCACCUUGAACAAGAACAAUGGCAGAGCUUCCUUGAAUGAUUUUAAUACUACAGCAUAAUAGGAACGUCUUAUGUCGUCCAAUAACAGGUUCAUGGAGACGCGUUAAAGUUAUUUGUAUUCAUUAACCUGUCUGUGAUUAUUUUUCUGUCCAGAAGGUAAGUGUGUAUAUUUUGUAAUAGUUGUUUUGCUUUUUAAAACGGUCUGGACCUUUAUGUGGAGUUUCAGGUCCAGUUGAGUCACUAUGCUGUACUGUACGCGACUAAAAUAAAUGUGAUUUCACCCG